AUGCCUAUCCAGUGGGACGCCCAGAAUGACGCUCUGCUCUUCGCAUGCAUCGUCAAAGUCCAGCCGCUCACCAGGGAUGCGAAGGAGAAGAUCCUUGAGAUUUGGCCCAACGAGAACCCCCUGACCAUGCGCGCUCUAGAGCAGCAUAUCACCGCCGUCGUCAAACGGGGGAUGAGUGGCGUCAACGGUGGCUCAGCUCAAGGAACACCUUCCAAGCCGAAGGCGACCGCGAAUGGCAGUGCCACUGACGACGGUGCGAGGCCUACGCCCAAGAAGCGCGGCCGAAAGGCUAAGGAUGAGAACGCUUCUGCAGGGCCGAAGAAGCGGGUGAAGCAGGAUCCCAACGCUAAUGGGUUCGCCGAUGUCAAUAAGGAGACAAAGGCGAAUGGGUUCUCGGAGAUCAAGAGUGACCCUGCAACUGACGCCGCCGAUGAGGCUGAUGUUGAAGAAGAGACUACCAAUGGGGCGACGAAGCAGAUCGUUUGAG
Molecule: messenger RNA, 487 nt
Organism: Eremomyces bilateralis CBS 781.70
Lineage: Eukaryota; Fungi; Ascomycota; Dothideomycetes; Eremomycetales; Eremomycetaceae
Exons: 3
Coding region: 1-486 (161 amino acids)
Source: RefSeq, a predicted model, not a curated record